Molecule: messenger RNA, 1759 nt
Organism: Cricetulus griseus (Chinese hamster)
Lineage: Eukaryota; Metazoa; Chordata; Mammalia; Rodentia; Cricetidae
Source: RefSeq, a predicted model, not a curated record
CAGGACUAGGCUGGGCUGGGCUAGCUCCUUGUCCUGGAGCACAGCGGUGUGUGGAGCCUCCGGAGCCAGCUCAGCAUGGUGGAGUUCGCACCCCUGUGGGUGCCAUGGAGGCGCAGACUGCAGACCCUCGCAGUCCUGCAGUGGGUCUUCUCCUUCCUGGCCUUGGCCCAGAUCUGCAUCGCCAUCUUCAUAGGCCUCCUAUUCACCAGGUUCUGGCUCCUCUCUGUCCUGUAUGCCACCUGGUGGUACCUGGACUGGGACAAACCAAGGCAGGGAGGCCGGCCCAUCCAGUUUUUCAGACGCUUGGUCAUUUGGAAGUACAUGAAGGACUAUUUCCCUGUCUCUUUGGUCAAGACGGCUGAGCUGGACCCUUCCCGGAACUAUAUCGCGGGCUUCCACCCUCAUGGAGUCCUGGCCGCAGGAGCCUUUGUCAACCUGUGCACCGAAAGCACGGGCUUUACCUCGCUCUUCCCAGGAAUCCGCCCAUACCUGAUGAUGCUGACUUUGUGGUUCCGGGCUCCCUUCUUCCGGGAUUACAUCAUGUGCGGGGGGCUGGUCACAUCAGAAAAGGAGAGUGCUGGUCACAUCCUGACCAGGAAGGGUGGUGGGAACUUGCUAGCCAUCAUCAUUGGGGGCUCCCAGGAGGCACUGGAUGCCAGGCCUGGAGCCUAUAGGCUGCUGCUGAAGAAUCGCAAGGGCUUCGUCAGGCUCGCCCUGAUACAUGGGGCAGCGCUUGUGCCAAUCUUCUCCUUUGGGGAGAACAACCUGUUUAACCAGGUUGAGAACACCUCUGGCACCUGGCUGCGCUGUGUCCAGAACCGACUACAGAAGAUCAUGGGCAUCUCCCUCCCUCUCUUCCAUGGCCGAGGUGUCUUCCAGUACAGCUUUGGCCUCAUGCCCUUCCGACAGCCCAUCACCACCGUAGUGGGGAAGCCCAUCGAGGUGCAGAUGACACCACAGCCCUCAGAGGAGGAGGUGGAUCAGCUUCACCAGCUCUACAUCAAGGAGCUAUGCAAGCUCUUUGAGGAACACAAACUCAAGUUCAAUGUCCCUGCCGACCAGCAUCUGGAGUUCUGCUAAGCGCCUCCAGCCAGAGGACAGCUGCGUCUGAGAGCCUGCAGGAGUGUUGUGAUAAGAGGGGACUUCCACAGCCACCCUGAACUCCUACAAACUCAGCUACAGCUGGCAAGAUGGGAUUUGCCCUGCAGCCAAAGCUCUGAGGUCUACCUGUCCUUGGCCUAAAAAGAAAGUAGACAGUAAUUUCUAAGGUCUCUAUCCACGGAUAUAAUGUCACUCAGACAUGACCAAAGGACAACCAGGGAAAAAGAGAACAAAAUUCUUCUUCCCCUAUCUUUAAGUGACAGUGGAAAAGAAGCCAGGCCUCCCCUGUACAUGCUGCUCCCUGGAUGUCCCUUCUUCCCUUCUGAGCUGGAGAGAAGGGUAGCCAACUAUGCCCUGGUACCCACCCUAUGUUUCUUCCAGAUUCUGUGUCCUCUGAGCAAUGAAAUCGAUACCAAAGGAUCCCAGAAGGUGGUUAAGGAAGGCAAGAACCCAGUCCUCCUUAACUACUUGACUGUGACUGAGGGUAGAUCUCCUCACCAUUCUUCCAAGUCUCAGUUCCCCCAGCUUUGACAACCGUGUGAGCCUCAGUGCUCACACCAUAUGGGCUCCAUUAGGGAGUCUCUCACUCAUGCUUUAUAAACAACUCCAGCCCCUGUGUUGGCACAAAAGGGCAGCUGCAUACAUGUUACUUCAAUAA